Molecule: messenger RNA, 3434 nt
Organism: Pogona vitticeps (central bearded dragon)
Lineage: Eukaryota; Metazoa; Chordata; Lepidosauria; Squamata; Agamidae
Product: lysophosphatidic acid receptor 6
Biological process (GO): G protein-coupled receptor signaling pathway
Cellular component (GO): membrane
Molecular function (GO): G protein-coupled receptor activity; oxysterol binding
Source: RefSeq, a predicted model, not a curated record
AAGCAAAUGUGGACCAUCUACAAGGAACAUAGUACGUAAAAAGGGUUAAGAAAUGCCACACCCUGACAUCACCCAGCCAGCAUAGGGUUGAAGGGAGGAGAUCCUUCCUGGCAGUCCAAACUAAUCCUUGCUUGGACUAGAUGAACGUCAAGAUCCAUUUCAAGUCUUAUUAUUAUAUACAGGUGGCAUAGAAAGGGGAAGAUUGAAUAGUAAAAUCACUGGCAUACACCCCAGGGAUGUGUUGAGCCCAUGAGCAGGUAAAUGUGGAACACGAGCCCAUCGCUCUGUGGUGGACAGUCUUCUAGCUGCAAGGACAUGGUGAAGCUGGGACGAAGCACAGCUAAGAUAUGUGGCAGUGACAUCUCCUCUGAAGAGCACAGUCCUCAGCAAAAGCCAUUUCAUGGCAUUUUGGCACUUCAGUGAACAUGGAAGGACUUAACGACAAAUAUCACAUCAACAGUUUAAGAGUGACACAAAUUUCAGGAACCAUCGUGGAACUUUUCUAUGCUACCUCCUGGCGUCACCCUAUGGAAUAGUAGCAGUAUCACCUCCAACUGCUCCGAGACGGCAGACUUCCAGUAUCUCCUCUUCCCUGUGGUCUACAGCCUCGUCUUUGUCUUGGGUCUGGCUGGAAAUCUCUUCGUGCUGAGCUACUUCCUUCGGACCAAGUCAGCCACAUCCCCAGCCAAUGUGUUCCUGGUGAACCUUGCCACCAUCGACUUCCUGUUUGUGUUGACCUUGCCGUUCCGCAUCGCUUACCACGCCCUGCAUAAUGACUGGCUUUUUGGAGAAGUUCUCUGCAAAAUCACAGGCUGCCUGUUCUUUGCCAACCUCUAUGGCAGUUCACUCUUCCUGGCCUGUAUAUGUUUGGAGCGCUAUGUGGCUGUAGUACACCCUCUCUGGCACCUGCAGUUCCGAGAGUUCCGCUAUCGGUGGAGCAUUGCCUUGGGGGUGUGGGCAGUGCUGGUGGCAGCCAUUCUGUACCUGGCAUUGCGUGGGCCCCUGACUAGUUCUUUCGCUGAUGGGCGGACAGCCUGCCUUGAGAACUUCUCCUCCAGCUCCUGGAAGGGGCGCAUCUCAGGGGUCAGCAUUUUUGCUGCUGUCGUAGGUUUCUUACUGCCUCUGGUCCUCAUUGGCAUCUGCUAUCCCCUGAUUGCUUGGCGGCUGUUGGCCUCCCCUGGAAUUCAACCAGGAUCACGUGCUGUGAGGCGCAAGGCCCUACGGACAGUUCUGGUGGUCCUGGGAGUCUUCCUGAUCUGUUUUGCACCCUAUCACUUGGUGCAGCUUGUCCACACACUUGGCCGUGUGGGGGUCCUGGGUGGAUGCCCACUUAUCCGGGCCACCUACGUGGCUCGGCGUGUCACCAUGGCACUCACCAGCCUCAAUGCUUGCCUGGAUCCCCUGGUUUACUAUUUUGCUGCUGAGCGCUUUGCCUUGCAGCCGGACUGGUGGCAUUGCAGCUGUUGCCACCUGGAGAGGUUCCAGAGGUCUGUGGGGCUGCAUGUGCUGGCUGCCAGCAAGGGCUCCUCCUCUGGGGAAACUGCUGGCCUUGAAACAGUGCACUCCGCAGGGUCCCCCAUCCCUACUGGCUAGUUGCUUGCUUCACUUUGCAGGUGGUGGACCUAACCAUUUAUUGUACCAAUUACGUGCUGUACAUGGGCUUGUUAGCUUGUGGAUUCCUGGAUGUCAGAAUGUCAGAAGAAAGACAAGCAUGAGCAAAGGAGGCAGCGGUUGAAUUCUCUUCACAUUAUUUCCUCUUUGAUUAGCAAGAUACCCUUUUUGCAGAACCUCCCGCCUUCCUAUCAAAACUAUGCUUCAGGAAAAGGCCUGGAAAAUGACAGGAACAAAUGAACUUUGUUGAAGAAAGUCACCCCCAGAAUUUCCAAGCACAUGAAGCAUCAAUACUAAAUGGAGAGCAAUGGGGGCUGGCAAAUUUUCAUCUUUCGUUAAGGAGAAAUCAUAGAAUCCUAUCACUGUGUGUCAUUGUUGGGCCAUUAUGUUGUGAAUGUGUGUGCAGAAGCAUGUCCAAUGCAGUCUUUGAUCAAUGCAUGUCCCUGGCUGUGUUCUCCACUCUCUUCCUGCUUCCUUAACCCCAUAAAAAGGCAAUCCUUCCUCAUUUUUUCAAUAACAAGAUGAAUAAUUCCUCAUUUGUACCUGUUUACAAUUCAGUGUCUGGUUUACAUACAAACUUAUUCAACUGAAGAUCUUUAUACCAUUAAAGAAACUAUUUUAAUUUUAAAGGUUUAAAUUCCCUGCCUGAAAUUCUUAAACACAACUACAGCAAUGCAGAGUGUUGUGGUUUCAGCAAGUAGUAGAGCAGUCCUAUAUUCUAACAAUGUGGGGCAAGAGAGGUAAAUCUUUGCUAGAUCCAUGAAAUGGCUGCUGUUUCAUCUACGUUAGUGGUGUAGAAGCAUCCUUUCUGCCCCUUUACUGCAGCUCCUCAAUUAUAAUCUAUUGGGGUGGGAACCUACCUGCAGAUGAGAUUCAGUGGGAUUCCAAGGCUGACAGAAUAGGCCCACACACCUUCUGCCCACUCUUUUUCCUUCCAUUUCUAAAACUUAGCACAUACCUAUCCUUUCUCCCCUCCCACUAUGCUCCAUGCCUCAUUGUGAAGGAAAGAUAGACCAAAGAGAGAAAGAACAGAGUGAGCCGUCCCCUCAAAUAGAGACAUCGGAGCGAGUGAGAGAGAGAGAGAGAGACAGACAGACAGAGACAGAGACAGAGACAGAGACAGAGACAGAGAGAGACAGAGAGAAAUAGGAGGAAGGAAGACAAUAGAGAGUGAGGAAUUGAUGGUAGAAGAAGGGGAAGGAAAGGAACCAAAAGGGAGAGAAGAAAAGAUUGAAAUCUGUCUGGUGGAAGAGGGGGAAGGAAAAGGAGAGGAGGAGUUAGUUCUGCCAGUAUAGGAAGAGGAUAUAAGAGAUCAACGUGGGAGGAGAGAGUUUAGUGUACCGAGGAGAGAGAAAGUGAAGGAGGAGGGAGAUAGAAGAAAAAAGAUGAACACAGAUAUGGAAAAGUGUGUGGGUUAUUAGAAGAUUGCCCUAAUCUAAAGGUAUGAGGAUUAUUACCUGACCCCGACCUAGCUAGGGAAAAGAGAGCAUCGACAGAACCACUAGAAUGGAUGGUUGUGGCCUUUCCAUGGGGACAAGGUCACUUGAGGAAGGUGAUCCAACCAGAUCAAUCCUACAGCUAACCACUACUGGAGGGAGGCUGGGCCAGACACCCUUGCUGUGGAACAAUAUGCGCGGUGUGGAGUGCUCCGUUGAGGAAACCCACCAACCGGGAAUGUUUUGGACCAGCCCCUCAAUGAAACCUACCCAAUUUGCAGACGGAUUUUUCAUCUUCACACUAUGGACAGUUACCUCAGUUGUUUCGAACCCUUAGAAGUUGUUGUAGAAUCACCAAAUGUUAAAUCAAAUAAAUCUGUUGAUGUU